Molecule: messenger RNA, 939 nt
Organism: Momordica charantia (bitter melon)
Lineage: Eukaryota; Viridiplantae; Streptophyta; Magnoliopsida; Cucurbitales; Cucurbitaceae
Source: RefSeq, a predicted model, not a curated record
AUGAUUGGCCUCACAAAGCCUACUGCUGGCACCGCAUUUGUCGAAGGUCUGGAUAUACGGAACGAUAUGGAUAUGAUAUAUACCAGCAUGGGAGUAUGUCCACAGCACGACUUGCUGUGGGAACAACUCACCGGAAGAGAGCACCUGCUCUUUUAUGGCAGACUGAAGAAUCUACGAGGCUCCGCACUAACUGAAGCAGUGGAAGAGUCUUUAAAAGGUGUCAACUUGUACCAUGGAGGAGUUGCGGACAAACAAGCUGGGAAGUACAGUGGGGGAAUGAAGAGGAGGCUUAGUGUUGCUAUUUCACUAAUUGGGGACCCCAAAGUUGUUUACAUGGACGAGCCGAGCACUGGACUUGAUCCAGCUUCAAGAAACAGUUUAUGGAAUGUUGUGAAACGUGCAAAGCGGGAUCGAGCUAUAAUUCUUACCACACAUUCCAUGGAGGAGGCAGAGGUAUUAUGCGACCGAUUAGGAAUCUUUGUUGACGGUAGCUUGCAGUGCAUAGGAAAUCCUAAGGAGCUGAAAGGUAGAUAUGGAGGAUCUUAUGUAUUCACAAUGACUACCUCUGCGAAUCACGACGUAGAUGUCGAGAACAUGGUGAAGCAGCUCUCUCCCGGUGCUAGCAAGAUCUACCACAUAUCAGGAACUCAGAAAUUCGAAUUGCCGAAACACGAGGUCCAAAUAGGGGAUGUGUUCCAAGCAGUGGAAAAUGCAAAGAGUAGGUUCACAGUCUUUGCUUGGGGUCUGGCUGAUACAACAUUAGAGGAUGUGUUUAUUAAGGUUGCUCGAGGAGCACAGGCGUUCAAUGUUCUUUCAUGAUUCUCCCUUCAUCAGAUCUCCCAUUUUUAUACCACUCUCAUAUUUGUAUUUUAUCUAUAUGGUUGAAUUUAUAUGUAUAGUUGAUUAUGUGAGUACAAAUUACAUUAAUUAUUAUUUCUA